Cyprinodon tularosa is the source of this 1757-nucleotide messenger RNA. RefSeq lists its product as uncharacterized. The transcript has 4 exons. The record is from RefSeq and is a predicted model, not a curated record. Lineage: Eukaryota; Metazoa; Chordata; Actinopteri; Cyprinodontiformes; Cyprinodontidae. Bases 62 to 1732 code for a protein of 556 amino acids.
CCACCUGAGCUGCGGUUCUGCUCUGAAAGCUGAAGCGCAGCAGCAGCUACAGCGGUCCGACAUGGAGAGGAAGACCCCCCCCAGAAAAACUCUCAGGACUCUGUUCUCCAGAACCGAUCCUGAUCAGGUUCUGGACGGGUCUGCGCAGAAGGAGGACAGGAAAAGGUUCAAGUUCCCAAAGUUGAAGAUAAAGUCGAGGAAGGAGGCUGAGGCUCUGCAGGAGGUCAGGGCUGCGGAGUGCAGGACGGGUCCAGAGGACGGACAGGCCCACAGAAUCGUCUCUGUGAAGAAGUCUUCUUCUGUCUUUGCUGUGGAGUUCAGAGGAAAGGCCAAAGAGUUCAGCUACUCCGAAUUGGACCUCAGAAAACCCAAACGUUUCGCUACGUUCUCCUUCGGUCUGAGGAGGAGGAAGAGGAGGGAUGAGGAGAACCUGUCAAAGAGCGCCUUUGGCCUGCACAGCUCCAGCACCGACAUGCAGGAGGAGACUCCCGUCUCCUGUCUGGACCUGGAUCAGACCCGCAGGAAGGUGCAGCUCAGUUUGUCUCAGCCUGAGCUGGACACCAGCGGGACGUUUGACAUCCCGUCUCCUCCUCCUCCCUCCUCUAACCGAUCCCAGGCGUCCUCCUCUGUCUCUAUCGGAUCGCCCUUCACCUCACAGAACGGCUCCGAAUCAGAGGGAACGCCAAGAGCUCCCAUCGCCUCCAUCCCAGAGCUUCAGCUGGAGGACACUGCGUCUUCAGAAGAACCGGAGAACCUACCUGGUCCUGCUGAUCAAAUGCAGACCUCCUCAGAUGUUCCCAGGCAGGCAGAACUGGUCCUCCAGAACUGCAGCCCCAACAUUUCUGCUCCUCCUCAGAGUCCCGGUUCUCCGAGACCCCGGGAACAUCAUGGCGGUUCGGUUCCUUCCCACCCGCAGACCGUGGUUCUGACUCCAGCUGUCUGUGAGGAGCAGAGGCAGAACUCUGCUGCUCCUCAGAGUGAAGCUCCAGAACCUCCUAAGGAGCUUCUGAUCCCUGAAUCGGAGCCCGGCUCCUCCGUCUGCAGCAGACGGACCUCAGCAGAGGGUUCAGUCUCCCUGACCUCAGCGGGCGCCUCUGAACCGCGCCGUCCUUCCAGCAGCCAGGAUCCCGUGUUUGGACCUUUUUAUGAGGUCACUUCCUUCCUGCUACAACCUGCAGCUCUGAGCCCAAACGGACUUCCUGCCUCCCAGGCAGAACCGGUUCUGGAGCAGAACUCCUCUAAGCAUCCCACCUGCCUAGACUCCCCUGCAGGUUAUCCCGGUUCUGGUGAAAGCGGUGCGAGCUGUGCUCCCCAGGUCCAGGUCCGGGGGUGGUCCUCAGAACCGACCGCUUCCUGUUCGCACAGCAGAGGCCUUGUUCCGGACCCGGUGGCCUCUCCUGUUUCAGGAAGGUCUCUGGGGACGGGCUCUCGGGUUUCCUGCAGUAAGCGGCGGGUGGUUCUGGUCAGGCAGUCCUUCGCCGCCGACUCCUCGCCUGCGGAGCUCGGAAUGAACUUCCAGGAAAUGAUCUCCCAGAGUUUCUGUGAGCCUCCUGGAUGGACGGACGGUUCGGACAGAACUCUGAGUCCGGCCUACCUGAGCUUAGGAUCAGACGAAGGCAGCGCCACCGAGGUUUACUACAGCGCUCCAGAGGAGGAGGAGGAGGAGGAGGAGGAGGGAGCGCAGCAGCCUGGGGGGGGGCUGACUGCUGGGACACUGAGGGGGGGGGGCUGACACUUCUGAAGGAGGGGGGUCAGAA